UCAGAGCCAGAGUCAGCACCAGGGUCUGAAUCAGCAGCUGGCAUUGAGCCUGCAGGUUCUCCCAGGCAGCGGCGUUCCAUCAUCCGGGACCGUGGGCCACUGUACGACGACCCGUCGCUACCUGAAGGGUGGACUCGAAAACUCAAACAGAGGAAGUCUGGACGCUCGGCGGGGAAAUUUGACGUCUACCUGAUCAACUCGGAGGGGAAGGCGUUUCGAUCCAAGGUGGAACUUAUUGCCUACUUCCAGAAGGUUGGUGACACGACCACUGACCCUAACGAUUUUGAUUUCACUGUCACCGGACGUGGAAGCCCCUCACGCCGUGAGAAGCGUCCUCCCAAGAAACCGAAGGUGGUGAAACCAUCGGGGCGAGGCCGUGGACGACCCAAAGGCAGUGGAAAAAUGCGACAGGCUACAGAGGGCGUGGCCAUGAAGCGUGUGGUUGAGAAAAGUCCAGGCAAACUGCUGGUUAAGAUGCCCUUCAGCAAGGCCGAGUCCUCCACUGGCACCACCUCCGCUGCCUCAAAGGUGAUGUCUCCUGCUCUGGUGCCCAAGUCCCGUCCUGGGAGAAAGAGGAAAUCAGAACAGGAAAUUGUGCCCCCAACACAGACGGCCCCCAAGAAACGGGGCAGGAAACCAGCCUCAGCUUCAGCAGCAACAUCAGCUGCCGCAGCAUCCACUUCCUCAGCCUCAACCUCGGGUAGCUCAGCAGCCGGUAGCUAUGCAGCAGCUGCCAUCUUAGCUGCCGAGGCCAAACGAAGAGCAGCCAAGGAGUCUUCCACCAAACCUGUCGUCCAGGAAACAGCCCUGCCCAUCAAAAAACGUAAAACGAGAGAGACAGUGGAGGAGAGGGAGAGUGUGCAGACUCCAGCUGCUACAGCAACUGAGACUGAAAAGAGGGCUGCUGCAGUGGGGGAGGGAAGUACAGGGGAGGGAGCCCCAACCUCUGAACCUCAGCCAGUCCCCUCUGAACAGAGCCAGUCACAAAAGCAGCCCACUGCUUCAGAUGAAAGCCCAUCACAUGGACACAAGUCACAUAAAGGGAGGAAGCACAAGGAGAAAACCGGAACUGCCACAGGAGACGCAGGAAACCGAGGAGAGGACACAGGUGAAGGUGUGGGUGAUAAGGGAGGGGCUGGAGGAGGAGGAGGAGGAGGAGGAGGAAGAGGAAGGAGUAGCAGCAGCAGCAGUAGCAUUAGCUCAUCAAAAAGCCACAAAAGGAAGGACCGAGCACCUCACAAACACCACCAUCACCACCACCACCACCACCAUCAUCAUCGUCACCAACAAUCCUCUGCCUCCACACUGGAUCAGCCUCCUCCUCCAGCCUCUGGACACCUGGCACCUUCCAGCCUGUCCAGGCCUGAAGCUGAACCCCAGACAGUGCAUCAACUCACCACCCAACAAUCGCAGCACACCCAGGAAGCUCCUCCCAGACCACAGUCAAAACCUGCACCUCAGACCCUACCUGAAUCUCGGCAUCCUCUCCCACAACCACGCCACCAAACCCAACCUCGUCCCCAACCACAUCACCAGACCCAGGCUCCGAGUCAAGCCCAGCCUCAAUACACAUCACCCCAGUCCUCUCCUACCAGGCAUAUUCUACCCCAGUCACGGCCUCAGCAAUCCCCUGCCCAAACCCACAGUCAGCUCCAGGCCUCCUCUCAAAAGACCCAGUCAUUGCUUGUCCACUCCCCAGCCCAGCAUAGAUCCCAGCUUCAGGUUCAGCAUGCUCCACCUCAGUCACACCCUCCGCAGUCCCCAUCCCUCCUGCACAUUCAUCCACUCCAAACGAGGCAUCCAGAUCUGCAGACGCAGUCCCCCACCGCACUCCAACCCCAAACCCAGUCCAGGCACUUAUCUCAGCCCCAAACCCAGCUCAAACAACAAUCUCAAAUGCAGCCCCGACAGUCACUGCAGCCUCAAUUUCAGGCCAGAACCCCAACCCAACUUCAGACUCAGUCCCAGUCCAGAACCACAGCCCAGCCUCAGCCUCAACUGCAGCCCAGAACCCUAGCCCAAAUGCAGCCUCAACCUCACUCCAGAACCCAAACCCAAACUCAGCCUCAGUCCAGGACCCCAGCUCAACCUCAGCCUCACCUGCAACCCAGGCAUCAAGUGCAGCCCCACCUGCAGACGAGGCAUCCUUCACAACUCCAACUCCAGACUCAACACAGACCACAACCCAGACAGCCUCUAUCCCAGCCCCAGUCCCAAGCACAACCACACUUUCAGCGGAUUCAAACACAGCUACAACCCCAGUCCCAUCCUCAGGUCACCAGACCUCAUGUGCAGCACUUCUCAUCCCAACGACCAUCUCCCAGUCCUACCAGGACCAACCUGGUCCCUGCACAGCAAAACCAGAGUGAACAGCCCCAAGAUCUGAGCACUACACGGCCUGGCCGAGGGGGCUUGCUGCCGAGCCGAGAGGUCGGUGCAGAAGGUGUCAGGGUGGAGGGGAGAGGGGAGCUGGCCGCGGCAUCAGAAAGCAGAGAAGUUUUAGGAGGAGAAAGAGGGUCAAAUAGCACCUCGAGGCCUCCCAGCUCCGUGCCCUCUGGACCUCCUGGAGUAGCUGGGACUGGGGUUGGGCUCGUGCCUGGGGCAGAUGGUAGGGCCAGGCUCAGGGCGGAGCCAGAGGCAGCAGGUGAGGGCAGGGAGCUCAGAGACAUCGUUCCCCAGUCCCCUGUCCCAUGCCCCAGCCGAGAGGAAACCGUAGAGUCACGGACUGCCGUCAGUGAAAGAGUCAGCUGAUCAGUGGGGCCGGUAGACCAGGCUGACUGAUCGUAGACUGGCGGACUGAGUCAGCACCAGGGGAAGAGGAGUGUGACUGGGCUGUUUUUACACUGUUUUCAGAUAGAAGGAUAGCGUCACACAGAGUUAGUAGGACUGUGUCUGAUUCUGUCUGGACACUGUAAAGUUCUGGAUCCAAGAACCUGACCUGGACAGUUGGAGAGGAGAGCGGAUAGUGUCUUUUUCUAGGAAAACAAGCAACAAGGAAAAAAUGAUUUAAAAAAAAGUGUGUAUGUAUAUAUAUAAUCAAAAGGCAGCUGUUGUGUCUCGGUAGUCUCCGUGGGGAGGGAGGGGAGUAGUUGAAAGUAAAAAAAAAACAACGCUUAACACAUUACUCUGAACAAAACGUUGCUUCCGGAAUAUAACCUGUUUUUUUAUUUGGUAUUUUGAUUGUUUAUUGUUUUGUCUCUGUUAUACAGCUUUAAACUCUGAUAUAAUUGACUGACGGUCCUUAACUCCUCGCAUUGUUGCUGACUGACAGUCCCUUAUUUAAAGUCCUGCUCUUAACCAAUGGUCUCUCACUAAAAGCCCUCCUGUUGACUGACAGCUCCUUACUGAAACUAGUCCCUGACUGAAAGCCUCAGAGGUGAUGUGGGGCAGUGGUUUGCACCUUAAACUGGUUUCUUAGAAAUCUCACCAUUAUUUUACUCUUCAUUGUCCAUCAAACCCAAAGAAAACCAGAAGAGGGGUCAAUAAUGUUUCCCCUCCACUUCCAGUCUGCCCCCUACAGGUAGCGAAUCUGCUAUGAGUAUUUAUAUCAUGACUCUACACAGACCUCAUCCUGAACAGUCUGAACAAAAACCCAUUUUCAAUAUUUUUUUUAAAUAUUUGAACAGCUUGAGUUCUUGAUGCCUCCUAUCAGACACUGAAACAGCCUCAAAAACAGAUAAUUAGGUUGUUUGAGGAGGAAAAGGCUCCUCCUUUGUUUUUCAAGCAUUUUCAACACAGCCAGUUGUUCUUCCAGGUUUGAGAUUCUUCCAUACUGGUCUUCAUUGAAUCUGUUCUGUGGUAGUGUUUUGUUUCCAAAGGAAGCACCAUUAAUAUCGAACCAAACCCACUUUGACAGUAGCUUUAUUUGAGCUUUUAGUCUUAAUGAACGAGUGGGAAACGAACUACUUUUGUGUCUACGUGUUGAAUGUCUGGAACAGUUUGCACUCCUCCAGUUUGUACAAUCAUCCGCCUGCAUGUCGCUCAGAGACCCUGCAGGCCUUCAACCGGAGACGCAUGUACGCAGGGGUCAACCUGGGGUUGUUGCUGCUGGUUUGAAGGAAGAUGUUAGAGUGAAACCCCGAAUGAGGUCUGGUUCAGCUUCAUAUGGAGGCAGAUGUGCCAGAGACCACAGCACAAAACUACUCAGUGAGCAGAAAACUGGCUUUGUGAGUUCAGAUGUGAGAGUGCGAUGGAGAGGCGGCGAGUUCUACUGUCACCCGAGGCCGCAGGACUGAUGUUUCUAAGUGCUCUCACUUUCAGAAACGGAACAGGAAGAUACACAGCUGGUGCUGGUUAGUGUAAAGAAUAGCAACAUGGUUCAUCAGACCAGUUUAAAAGUUUGUAAUCACGGGUUCAGAGGUACUGACAGAACCAGGACAUGUUCCUCCUUUCACUCAUUUCUUUUUUUAAAGGAGCAGAAAACCAGGCUGUUGUGCAUCAGUUGCUAAACCUCCACACACCUGCUGGUGCUGUGCUAAACAAGACCGCGUUAGUCACAUGCUAACGCUGCUAGCACUAGAUGGCUGCAUUUCAUAGAUUCGGUGUUUGUGUAACAAACUGCUUUGUGCUCUGAUCUGAGCUCAGUCCCCUAUUGCAGAGUUUGGGAAUUCACAAAUACACAUAGUCUUUUCUUUCAUUUCAGGCAGUGGUCAGCAGUGACCGGCUGCAUCCACAGAGGUCAGUGUAGCUCGACCUCCCCCACGCCACGGAGCAGAGCCAUCACAAACAUCACAUGCACAGUAAAGAGGAGGCGUGCACACAAGCUGUUUGCCCACAAGUUCACGUUCUUGUGAAAGUUUAGCUUAAAACAGUUGUAGCAGCUCGUUUUGCUUGUUUCCAACCUCCAGCAGGGUUUGUCUCUCUCUGUUCCACAGUGCACGCUGGACACGUCACACACAGGAAAACGGUUCUGCAAACUAUUUUAAACAUGACAGUUUCUGCCACAGGGGCAGAUGUGACAGAAGUAUCCGUUAAAAUCAUGGAUAAUACUCACUGGUGUGUGGAUUGUUUUCCUGAUAAAAGGCAACAAAGGGUUUUUAUUUCAGUUGCUUCAUGCUACUCUGAGCUGCCCUGAUGGAAUAAGAGUAGAAGCAUCAACACUGUCAGCAAACAAACAGACUUUAUCAAAAUGCAGCUUUAAUCAUCAUGAUGUGGUCAUUUAGGGAGAAAAUGCCCACUUGUCCCACAUCUGAGUCCACCGGUCUGUAAAAAAAAAAAAACUGUUGCUAUUUGUCACUUUAUUGUAAAACUUUGACCUUUGACCCUGUCAGGCUCCCGAAGGAAUGAUGACUCACCUGUGCAGAUGAGCCAAGCAACAUCUGUUGCCAUGGUGAUAUACUUGGUUAAAGCGAACCAAUUUCAUGAUACCAGAAAACCUGAGUUAAGGCCAAAGGGAGCUGACAACGCACUACUGUCACCCCAGAGAAGGGACUUUGAUUUGUCUUCAUCUGCUGUAAGCCUAAUGCCGCUCAGGUGUCUCUGGCUCCACCUGGUGGUGACAACCACACAGCACAGCCACAAACAUCAGGACUGAGCUCAGAGGAGAGACACUGCAGACACACUGUGAAACUGCAAAAGAAUUCAGUGUAAUGACACAAAAUAGUGUUAUCUCAUAUAAACAGUUCAAACUGAUCCAAACAGGCAGUAAGCAUAUCACCGUGGUUACUGAACUUGUGCAAAACUGAACUGUCUCUGUGCAGGUUCUUCUUUAGCUUCAGCUCGCGGUCAAAUGGGCUGUUUGUAGGUGAAAAUACACCCUGGGAGUGGCAGUUCUCUUCUGCAUCCACAGUCUUCUGCUGCUCUGACAUUUUCUGGCACAGCUGUUGCUGAGCUAGUUAAUGAGUGAAACAGCUCCAGCCUCGUCCUGCUUGUGUGAACCUGUCUCACAUCUGAACUAACAGCUUCUGUUUGAAAGUUGAUGCUCUCUCAGUAGUAUUGACAUCCAUAAACGUUUUGCACCUUCACAUGAUUUUUUGGGGAAGGCUCCAGCACUUUAGCACCAAUGUAGGAAAUUGAGCUUUUCACCCCCUCAACCAGAAAAAGGGAAUAUCUUCAUCCCGGAUAAAGUAAAUGUGCCUCAUUAUUUAAAGUCCCAUCUGUUCAUCUGAUGCUCGGGUCACGGCGAGCUCGCACAGGUGAUGCUGUUUGUCUCCAUCUGAGGCUGAAGGGUGUCCCCUCUGCGUACGUGGCACUCCACCAGCCAUCCAGUCUGUUAGCAUGCUGUCUGUCAUGCUGCAGAAAUCAAACAUCCCUUUGUGAACUGACUCACUCCACAAGACUCGACCCGGCACAAACUACAGUAACCAGCCACCAUAUUGCAUGUUCCAGAGUUUAGUGCCUAUAAUAUUGUGCGUCUUGCCAGAAGCCACCAUGUCCGCCAAGCCAUGUUGUGUUUCUAGACUUAGUAGUGAUGUGUGUGGUGACUUCAUAGUUGCUAAUAUUGAGGAUGAAUAUUCUGCUUUUUCUCUGGUUGGAAUUCAGUGGAAACUCCAAUACACUGUCGCUGUAGACAAAACUAGUUUUUACCUGUUUUCUUAUUUUUCUUUCUAACUAAAAGCUUUGUUGUUCCCUGAUCUGUGCUCGUCUGACUGAUUCCCAGGUUGUAGCUCAGCUCUCUCACACAAACACAAUACACCUGCUGAGGGGCCCUUGUUGGCCCCCAGAUGUAUGCCCAGGAACCAGCUGGUGAUGUAGAACGAUGUUAUUAGUUGAUAAGUCAAAAAUAUCACUGGUAGCAGCUUCUCACCUGUGAAUGUGUCAGUUUCCAGUUUUCUGUGCUAGUAAACCUCAGUGUGUGACUGUUGAUCAGGCAAAGCAGGGCAUGAGAGUAGGUUCACCUGGACUUAAGGCAAUAAUCAUCAGUGAUCGGUAAAGAAAAUAAAUGUCAGAUGUAUCAGUAAUUGUCAGUGGCAGCCUUACACUGCCCUGUCAAUGAGGUUUUCUGUCUGUUCACUACUGACACACGAGAAAUAGAGUGAUUUGAUAUAACAACUAUACUACAAACCGUGAUAGAGUCCAUCUAUAGGACCGAGGAUGGACGAGCUGUCAGAGUUAAGACUUAGAGGUUAAUUAAGUUCAGAUAACCCACAUUACACAGAGGCAGUCUAAUGUCUCCAAGGCCCCGAGGCAGUUGCCCACUCUGUCCUGACGCUGAUCAGUGUGACUGGGACAAAGCCUCAAACAUCUUCAGUUUCAGCUGCUGCGAACAAUCUGACAGAUUUAGUUUGAGCUUUUCUCAAAAAACCUGAGCAAAAAACUGACGGGGUCCAAACGGGAAACUGCCCCCAGGCGCCAGGGCAAGGAAUUACAAGUUAUUAUUAGGAGGAUUUAUAAAAACUAAAGCAGCCCAUCUUUGUAAAAGUUUAUAUAAAUUAAAUAUAAAUGAAACUGCUCAAUAACUUAUCCUGUUUUAUGAAAGAAAUAGAGUUUGGCCUCUGUGAACAUUUUAUUUUGACACCUGUAGGAUGGAGCAUUUUUAAAAUAAGAGCUGAGGUCGCUGAUUAAUCUGUCAAGAAGAUUAAAAUGACAACUUUUCAGAUUAACAGUAACUGACGAUAGACAGGACCAAGACUUCAACUCCCAUGGUGCACUGCUGCCACCUGCAGGCAGGCGCUGAGCUCAGUGCUACGUCAAUGAAGUAUGUGAACAUGAAUAUAAAGGACGAAGGUGAUUUGUUGACUACAUACUUUGAUUCAUCUUUUCUCAGACUUGAUUUUCUUUGUGGAACCUCUUUAAAGCAAAAAUGUCAAACAACAUUUAAUGUAUUUCAGAAUUCAGUGAUAAUGUGGCUAUAAAACAAUAGUUUUUACCCCUGAGUCGUUCACGUUAGUGCGCUUGGUUUGAUGACUUUGAAGAACAAGCUUUAUUUUAUUGUGAAUGUGACACGUCGGAGUCGAGGGCCACGCGCCGCCAUCACGGCCAACUUACGGUUUAAGUGUCUUGCCCAAGGAUACUUGGGCAUGUGGACUGCAGGCACCGAGAUUCGAACCUCCAGCUUUCCGGUUGGGACCAACUGCUCUACCCACCGCACCACUGGUGGUGUACCAUCGUGAUUUACUUCCGGCGCCAGCAGCUCUGUCCUUUGUUGUGUUUUUUCCAUGUUAUACUUCUUUCUCUAGGCCUUUGUGGAGCUACAGGGUAACUUUAACAUCAGCUCCUUCUUUAGCUGAAAAACAGCACAAACUAUUGUUUCUGACACGUUUCAGUAGAAUAAACGGAGGCAGAUUUUACAGCAGAAGGAAUAUUAAACCAUGUGAGCGUGGAUUUGAAAUGAGUCACGUGGAGUGUUUAGGUAAUAAAAACACGUGACCUCUCGGUGACCCCUGACCACAGGCAGGUGAACA
Molecule: messenger RNA, 8342 nt
Organism: Monopterus albus (swamp eel)
Lineage: Eukaryota; Metazoa; Chordata; Actinopteri; Synbranchiformes; Synbranchidae
Gene: mecp2
Product: methyl CpG binding protein 2
Exons: 4
Biological process (GO): negative regulation of transcription by RNA polymerase II
Cellular component (GO): nucleus; heterochromatin
Molecular function (GO): methyl-CpG binding; double-stranded methylated DNA binding; chromatin binding
Source: RefSeq, a predicted model, not a curated record